Closterium sp. Yama58-4 is the source of this 966-nucleotide messenger RNA. Lineage: Eukaryota; Viridiplantae; Streptophyta; Zygnematophyceae; Desmidiales; Closteriaceae. The record is from the annotation of a GenBank genome assembly.
AUGCUGCAGAUAUUUCAUAACUCGCUGAUUGGCUCGCGGCGCCUGUCGUCAGUGGAUUUAUCCAGCAACCUCUCACUCCCUCCCAUCACAACCAACGAGAAAUCCGGCUCUGAGUCACAUUCCAGAAUGAAGCAGGAGGAGCACCAGGUAGCGAGCACGGACAACGUGCGUCUGUGCGUCAAGACAUGGCCGGCGCGGCCGAGCUUCGACGGCGGAGAGUACGAGCAGCAGAAGAAGCAGGCGCUGCUCGCGGUCGUCGUGCAUCCCUACUCGCGCAUGGGCGGCUCGCAGGCCGUCACGCAGGGGCUGGCGGAAUGCCUUUGUCUGCGCGGGUUCAACGUGGUGACGUUUGACCUGCGCGGCGCGGGCAAGUCGACGGGGCACCCAUCGUUCACGGGCGAGCCCGAGGUGGCUGACGUGAUGGCCGUGUGCCGCUGGGCGGGCGAGAAGUACGCCCAGCGCAUUCUGCUGCUGGGGUCGUCCGCAGGGGCGCCCAUAGCGGGCUCAGCCCUGCCGCACUGCCCGCAGGUCGACCUGUACGUGGGCGUGGGGUACACAUUCGGCCUCCUCUCCUCGAUGCUCUUCGGCUCGCACUUUGCCACCGUGCUGGCGUGGCCGGGCCCCAAGCUGUUCAUCAUGGGCGCUAAAGAUGAGUUCACGAGCAUCAAGCAGCUGGAGGCGCGUGCGGGCAAGGCGGUGGGCGUGGCGAAGGUGAGCAUUGUGGAGGGCGUGGGGCACUUUGGGCUGGAGGGGCCCGCGUAUGACGAGGAGGUGGCCAAGCGCGUCGGGGAGUUCGUCGCUGAGAACGCCGGUGCUGGUGCUGGUGGUGGUGGUGGUGGUGGUGGUGGUGGUGGUGGUGGUGGUGGUGGUGGUGGUGGUGGUGGUGGUGGUGGUGGUGGUGGUGGUGGUGGUGGAGGGGACGGGGGUGCUGGUGGGGAGGAGGGGAUCAAGGAGAGUGAUAGCUAG